This is a messenger RNA of Cylicocyclus nassatus, 822 nucleotides long. NCBI's taxonomy places the organism in Eukaryota, Metazoa, Nematoda, Chromadorea, Rhabditida, Strongylidae. The record is from the annotation of a GenBank genome assembly.
AGACAAGCGCUGGUGUAAUUUGUGGAGUGUCCAAUGGAGAUGCUUCAAGUAGUUGUCAUUGUUUCCAUGUGCUUUGCAGUCCACGGUGCAGUCACAUACGAAGUAUGCUUGGACAAGAAUAAAAAGUAUAAAGAAAAGGCGUUCGCUUGCCAGGACAAACUGCCAGAAGCAAGUUGCAAAGCAUUGUACCCACCAGGCGGGCUCAGGCCUGGAGAUGAUACUGACAGGGCUGCUAAUUCGCCUUCAGCGACUUCAAAUGUUGACAAGAAUAUUCUCAAAGUGGCUCUGGAAAACUGUGCAAAGACAUGUGCCGUAUGCUGCAAGUCACCCAUUUAUGACUGUGAAGACAGAAGCAUUGGAUGCGCCCAGUGGAAAAAUCAAUGCAAGGACCAAGAGUGGGUGAAGAUUCUUGAUUUGGCUUAUAAGUGUCCAAAAACGUGUGGACUGUGCGAAGAAGAGAUUCCAGGGUGCAAGGAUGUAGCGAAGAACUGCGACAAAACUCUGUGCGGAAUGGUGGAAAUUGCAGAUAUAAUGAAGGAACAGUGCAAGAAAACAUGCGGUUACUGUGAUAUAACAAACACUACUACUCCAGCAAACACCACUACUGAAAAGCCAAUUGCCACUACUCAAAAUGGACUUGUUCCUACUUCCGCUUCAAAGGAGUCCGACACAACUAUCCCUUGUGGAGCACACCAGAGAUGUGCGAUAUGGAACAAGAAUGGGUUCUGUAAUAAUACCUUCUAUCCUUAUGAGUACAAGAGGAGAUUCUGUGGCAAAGAUUGCGGUAUAUGUUGAGCUUAGACUCAAGCAAACUCAAUUCAC